GUUGUUCACCGGGUCAGUCCUCAGUUCUCGUGCAAUCGUCGAAUCAAUCAGUCCGAACGCGAACUGCCGGGAGCUGAAAGCUCGACACCACGCGGACCGAACGCUGCCUUUCGCAUUUUCGCGCGGCAGUUUCAAAGUUUAACAAUUUGUUGAUUUCGUUUGGCCGGCGAUUUUUUAUUUGGAUGCUGACACACGAAAUUCAUUAGCGGCGCUAGAUGACCAAGCUUGGCAGAAGUAUGUCUGCUUUACUCCUAACCAUCGUAGGCAUCUCAGCGUUUCAACAGUGUCCAGUUUGGAGGGAAAUCGCACCCUGUGCCUGCCGCCGUUCGCAAGCAAAGCUCUCUUCUAUUACGUGCGACAAGAUGGGCUCUUACGGCCAGGUAGUGAAUUUGUUGGGAGGUCAUUUCGGACCCACCGACAGGGUCUCCCUUAAAUUGUCGUCGUCGAAUCUGCAGGAUCUCGAAUAUAGAGCGUUCAAAGAAUUAAAUGUAUCUAUCGAAAACCUAAAACUAAACCACGACCACAUAGGCGAAAUUAAUGAACAAGCUUUCGAAGGACUAAACAAAGUGAAUUAUUUGAGCUUAGCCGACACGACACUUGAAAGGGUACCUGAGAAGUUGUGGAAGAAAAUGCCGGCAAUAAAAACGUUGGACUUGGGAAGAACGAAAAUCACGGAAAUAACAUUGUCCAAUUUUAAAGAUCUGCCCAAUUUGGAAUGCUUGGUUGUGCCGGGCAAUCAGAUCAGUCGCUUAGACAAGGGAUCCAUACCGGCAAGGGUCCAACGCUUACACCUCGGUAGGAACAAACUACGACACUUGAACCACACUUUGGUGGGACUAAAAGAUUUAGGGUGGCUUUUCGUCAACACUAACGAACUCGAAGAUUUGGAAGAUCAAUUGCCCAGCGAAGCGCCGGAUCUGAAGCUGAUACAUGCUUCUCAAAAUAGAAUAAAACGGCUACCGCAGCAACUGAAGAAUUACCCAGCGUUAGACUCUCUAUUUUUUCAACACAACGCGUUAAUUUCAUUAGAAGGUGCGCUAACAAAAUCAAAAGAGCUGGUGAGGCUGGUUUUGGAAUAUAAUAACAUUAAUAUGAUAACCAAAGACGAUUUCCAAGAACUUGAAAUGCUAGAAUCGCUACUCCUGGGCCACAACCACAUAACGACCCUGAACAACUCGCUCAUCGGCCUCCGAAAUUUGAACUUCCUCAAUAUGACAUUCAAUCGACUCACAGAAUUUUCUUUCCAAGACGUCGUGGGACUCCAGGAAUUGAGAAGCAUGGAUUUGUCAUUUAAUCAGAUAACGAACAUAAUUGGACCAGCUGCAAACCUGGUGGAAUGGGAUAUCAAACUUACGGAACUUAAGCUAGACCACAACCUAUUAGAAACUUUAAACGGGGCGCUGAGCGGGUUGCCCGAAUUGCUCCGUCUGAAUCUCAGCUUCAACAAGUUAAGGAGGAUUUCUCCCGACGAUUUUAUUGGACUGGAUCAACUUAGAUUGCUCGACAUAAGUAACAACCUGCUAACGACGUUGGAAGAGACCAGUCGAACUUUUUUACCACGACUAUCCGAGCUCCGUGCAAGUCACAACAACCUGACAGUCCUAGAGAAAGAUUUCCACGGGCUUCCGGUACUGUGCCACGCAGAUUUAUCGAGUAAUCAGAUCGUGGCGCUAGGUAGGGACUUGGUCACGAAAACCAGAUGCAAAAUUGAACACGGCGUUCACGAGGGCACCUGGGACACAUUGAAAAUAUAUCUCCAAGAUAAUCCAAUUUUAUGCGACGCCGCACUACCGGAAAUAAUGUCCGCAAUGGAAAUAAACCACACCCGCAUUUACGGGGUCUCGCACUGCCCGCCCCUAAGCGAACAACCGGUAACUUCAAAACCGAACGGUUUCUUGGGUUACAUACCCGAAACGGACGCCCAGUUGGAAACCCAAGAUCACGACUUCGACGCGAAAACCCUUACAAAUGUAUUAGAUUCUACUAAUCAAUUACAACCGAAAUUACAUCCGGAGAGUCUGGGGGUGGCAAACGUGGAAUUUCACUCCAGCCAAAAGUAUUCUAUCGAACAUUUGGAAGGCAUAACACCAGAAAUGAGAAUACACCACGACCAACCAAUAGCAUUGACACUGCAACCCCUGAAUAUCGCGAACAGCACAUCAGAUAGCAACGACCUUAGAAACUCCACAAAUUUCGAUCCGAUAACACAAGGACAGCAGAUAACGAAACUGGCUUCGGAAAUAGAAGAGCUGAGAAGUCGCAUCGACCAACUGAGCACUCAAAAUGAACUGCUUCUCAAUAAAACGAUUUUAGAACAAAAAGAGCUGCUGCAACGAUCGCCGAAAGAGGGCGACAGUAGAAAAACUUAGU
Cylas formicarius (sweet potato weevil) is the source of this 2370-nucleotide messenger RNA. Its product is annotated as leucine-rich repeat protein SHOC-2. Bases 216 to 2369 code for a protein of 717 amino acids. The record is from RefSeq and is a predicted model, not a curated record. Lineage: Eukaryota; Metazoa; Arthropoda; Insecta; Coleoptera; Brentidae. Gene Ontology annotation, molecular function: protein binding. The transcript is spliced from 10 exons.